UCCAAUAGGAGUUGAAGUCCAUCUUUUGAGUGAAUGGACAAACACCCCAUACCAGGUUAGGGGCUUAGGCCCCAUGCGGCCCGUUUGACGCAAGCUUUUUGUCCGUAAUCAGUAAAUCCGUGUUGUCUCUCUCUGUCUCUCCCCCCUCUCUCUGUCUGAGUCUCUCUCCCCUCUGUGCCCGCUUCUUCUCCCACGAAUUGCGAAACCAAACCCUAGUCUGUCUAAAUCACUGAACCGUUAAUUCUCUCGAUUAUGCUCUAUUCAUUGAUGCAUUGUUGAAUCAACACAUUUUCUAUAUCCUCUGUUCAUCGAUCCACAUUUGACGGUUCUGAUUUCACAUGUGAUUUGAUCACAAAACUAGAGAGACAAAAGGGAAGGUCGAGCAAUAAAUCAUCAAAAGGCUUAGCUUAGAAGUGCACAGCGAGGAGGGAGUGGGAGUGCAAGCACGGGAGGAGCGAGGGUAGGCACCGGAAGUCCGGAACAAGGAAGUGCUUGGUUCUAUGGUGCUAAAAAGGUACCUUAUGCUAUCAGCCUGUCACUUUUUUGGAGUACCAAAUUGGUAACUUUUGAAAGUGCAAGUACCCUUAAUUUCUUUUGGGGGACCAUAUUGAGAUCUUCCAUUUAGAAAAAGCUCUGGUUUGAUUAGCAUAAGUGGAAGAGCGGGUUGGAAUUGGGGGAAGUCACUAUCUCAGGGUGGAAUAGGGGAAGUAACCAUCUCUGGUUAAGACCAAACCAUCUUCACCUUCAUAAGCAAAGCCAUUUAUGUCCUGAAGAGGACCCAUGAUCCUGAAGGAUAUAUACUGGUAAAUAUGGUUCUCUAGUAUUGUACAAGAAUUGGAAAAUGGCAUUUCUUUCCGGGGAGGAACAAACUGAGGAUUACCUUUUCAAGAUUGUUUUGAUUGGUGAUUCAGCUGUUGGGAAGUCAAACUUGCUUGCCAGAUUUGCAAGAAACGAAUUCUAUCCUAAUUCUAAAUCAACUAUAGGAGUAGAGUUCCAAACCCAGAAGAUGGAUAUUAAUGGGAAGGAAAUCAAGGCACAGAUCUGGGACACAGCUGGUCAGGAGCGGUUCAGGGCUGUAACAUCUGCAUAUUACAGAGGUGCAGUUGGAGCUCUGCUUGUCUAUGACAUCAGUAGGCGCCAGACAUUUGAUAGCAUUGGCAGAUGGCUUAACGAACUUCACACUCACUCUGACAUGAAUGUAGUUACAAUACUUGUUGGCAAUAAGUCCGAUCUUAAAGAUGGCAGGGAGGUUUCCACAGGCGAAGGCAAGACAUUGGCAGAGGCACAGGGUUUAUUUUUCAUGGAAACUUCAGCCCUCGAUUCCUCUAAUGUUGCUGCUGCUUUUCAGACAGUUGUUAGAGAGAUAUAUAAUAUUUUGAGCCGGAAGGUAAUCCAAUCUCAAGAGCUCAAGAAACAAGAUCCUUCCUGGACUGGGAAUGGAAAAACUGUUGUUUUACAGGGUGAUGGGAACCAAGAAACUGAUAAGCAACUAAAAAAAGGUCGGUGCUGUUCAUCCUAAAGCUGUGUUAUCAAAACAGUUCUCCAUUUUCUUUUAUGUUGGUUCUCUGAAGCCUAAAUUUUUUAUUUCUUAAGUUCUCAACAUUCGUCUCCCACAUGUAAUUCAAAUUCUUAUUAUUGUUGAAAUGUUGGUUCAAAUGACUUUUUUUUUUUUCUUUUUGUGCUAUGAAAUUCGGCGUAGAAAUUGUAAAUGACUUGAAGGGGAUAUAAAAAAGGAUGAUAUUGCAAUUUUGCAUGA
Molecule: messenger RNA, 1756 nt
Organism: Cornus florida
Lineage: Eukaryota; Viridiplantae; Streptophyta; Magnoliopsida; Cornales; Cornaceae
Product: ras-related protein RABA5a-like
Exons: 5
Coding region: 842-1519 (225 amino acids)
Cellular component (GO): endosome
Molecular function (GO): GTP binding; GTPase activity
Source: RefSeq, a predicted model, not a curated record